This is a messenger RNA of Drosophila miranda, 771 nucleotides long. RefSeq lists its product as uncharacterized. NCBI's taxonomy places the organism in Eukaryota, Metazoa, Arthropoda, Insecta, Diptera, Drosophilidae. The transcript is spliced from 2 exons. The record is from RefSeq and is a predicted model, not a curated record. The coding region runs from base 130 to 591 and encodes 153 amino acids. Gene Ontology annotation, cellular component: DRM complex. Gene Ontology annotation, biological process: regulation of DNA-templated transcription.
CGUGAGAUGGGAACGGAACCCUUCUCAUGACAAGGUGUGUGUGUGUGAUGGGAUGGCAACCCUACCCACAGCUGAUUUCCAGUGCAACUCUGGCUGCGAAAAAGAAGCGUCACUAUUUUAUUUUUCGCAAUGGAGGCAGCUUCAACGUCGCAGAAAAAGCUACCAAAGAAGAAUGAAUUGACCAAGAAGAGAGCUUCUAGGUCGAAAAAGCAUUCGCUUUCUUUGCAGGAAAUUCAAAAGAAAGAGGAGGAGGACAGCAAGGACCGAUCUGACGCUGAGACUGUGACUGCGGCCGAGGGUGACAGCGAUGACGACGAGUCGGGACAACAGGAGGCCAGUGGCCUCAGAUCCAUCUUUGCUGAAAUGAAAGAGAAGGACGAGGAAGAAGCGGACGAGAACAGCAAGGCAGGAUUUACUGAGGAGGACCUCAAGACCAUGGAGGAACUGAGUCGCAUGCCCCCGGCCGCCAUGGCCGCCUACAUCGAGGCCCUGGACUCGCAGCUGUACGAAUUGAGCCAGCGCGAGACCCAUGAGCUGUCCCGCAGCAAGCAACUGCGCUUCUUCUCCAACUACCGCCGUCGCAGCAAGUGAACGGAACGGCAAAUCAUCUAAUUCAUCUACUUACACAGCUGUGCGGACUUUGAUGGUAUCGAAUAAAUGGUUGUCAGUGAAAGUAUUCCUCCCGCAUCCCGCUCUGACUGCAUAGCAUAGCAUAGCUCCACGAGUCACGAGGAAGAGUCAAAGCCAAAGUCGCAUGAAAUCCGCUUAUAG